Rhinichthys klamathensis goyatoka is the source of this 1375-nucleotide messenger RNA. Its product is annotated as probable E3 SUMO-protein ligase RNF212. Gene Ontology annotation, molecular function: SUMO transferase activity. The record is from RefSeq and is a predicted model, not a curated record. Gene Ontology annotation, cellular component: synaptonemal complex. Lineage: Eukaryota; Metazoa; Chordata; Actinopteri; Cypriniformes; Leuciscidae. Gene Ontology annotation, biological process: homologous chromosome pairing at meiosis; protein sumoylation; reciprocal meiotic recombination. The transcript is spliced from 13 exons. Bases 47 to 949 code for a protein of 300 amino acids.
GGUGCAUACAACAUUUUUGUCAUUAAGUUAAACAGCAGUUUUGGGCAUGAUGGACAGGCCUUCAAGCAUGGACAGAAUAAUGUCUCACUGGAUCUGUUGUAACUCGUGCUUCAUGUCUCCUGGUCCUGAGCGUCAGCUGGCUGUCACAAACUGUGGCCACAUCAUCUGUAAUGUUUGCUUUCAGAGAGAAAAUCAAGGUGUGUGUCUCAUUUGCAAAGCAAAGUGUCAAAUCUCUCCACUGUCUGAUAAGAGCAGCUCAGAGGUUCAGGAGCUUUUCUCGGAUAUCAAUGCAGUUACAGCAGUCAAGUACUUCUCAGAUAUAAGCAAGGUCUUACAAUUCCAGGCCAGACACCAGAAGCGAUUACUGGCCCACUAUCAGCAGAAGAUUGAGAGAAUGAAGGAGGAUGAACUGAAAAUGCAACAAGAGAUGCAGAAGAUGUCAAAGAAAAUUUCAGAACAGAAUGCCUACAUAUCAAAAUUAGAGAUGACUGUUCAAAAUCAAAGUUCAAGACUGGCAUUACAGUCCAACCGAGAUCUACAGUCAGCAAGUCAAAGACAAGCUUCUUCAGUGACACAAGUUCCCUAUUCUUCUCCACUCUUAAUGUCACGAUCCGUAUCCUCUGCUAGCCUAGCUGAUAGCAUAGAAAUCGACAGCAGGGGGCUCUCUCACAAAACGGACGCCUUGAGUAGGAUUUGUCUCAGAAGCUCACCGCAGAACUGCCGCAUAGGUUCAGUUCAUCACAGGGCAUCAAGUCAGAGCUCUAUGGGAAGCCAUUCAACGCCAUUCAGUGCCACUGUCAGGGAAUUCUCCAGUGGUCUACGGGAGCCUGCGAUGAGUCCAUCCCAUAAUAUGGCCUACCGCAGAGAGUCAUUAUGGGAAACGCCUGUGUUCAAACUGCCCUCGGCCUACAAAUACGGUUCUGUGUCGUCCCUGGGACCCCCUCUCUGAUGUACACUCCAGUCCAAAAGCAAUACGGCUAAUCACAACUCAAAAUAUUAUUGUAUGUCACAAAGCUCUGCUAUUUUUACCAGAUACUUUUAGGAAAAAGACAUCAGGCCUAUUAAUAUAUCAACAUCCAGGCCUGUAGUCGAGCAAUGAACACACUGCAGCGCUGCCCUGUAACUGACUCUCUUAUGAUGCAUUAAUGCUGCCUCUCAAUGAACAUCUGUGCUCUUGUUUCCAUAAAUGUUCCUAUGUAUCGUAGCAAUUAGUCACAGACCCUCAUUGAGUGGUUUGUGACUGUGAAUUUUAAUUUGCCAUUUUGCGCAUGACUCGCAUUGUGUCGGCAGCAUGUGCUGUUAAUCACAUCCAAUAUGUUCUCUGCCGCAUGUUUCUGUUCUGAUUCUCUUCUGAUUUCACACUGAUAACAUUGUA